AUGGUGGAUUUACAAGAGUACCUGUGGAUGGUGAUCCUCGGCUUCGUGAUAGCCUUCAUCCUGGCCUUCUCUGUGGGGGCUAACGACGUGGCCAACUCGUUCGGGACGGCGGUGGGAUCGGGGGUGGUGACGCUGAAGCAGGCCUGUAUCCUGGCGUCCAUCUUUGAGACGUUGGGUUCCAUGCUGCUUGGAGCCAAGGUGGGGGAGACCAUACGGAAGGGCAUCAUAGACGUCAACCUAUACAACGAGACUGUGCCCGUACUUAUGGCAGGGGAGGUCAGCGCCAUGGUCGGUACGUAUCAUACAUUGUGUGAGCGUUUCAGUGCUGGGUUUGGAGAUGCUACCAGUCUGGGUGAUCUGGGUCUGGAGAUGUUACCAGUCUGGGUGAUCUGGGUUUGGAGAUGCUACCAGUCUGGGUGAUCUGGGUUUGGAGAUGCUACCAGUCUGGGUGAUCUGGGUUUGGAGAUGCUACCAGUCUGGGUGAUCUGGGUUUGGAGAUGCUACCAGUCUGGGUGAUCUGGGUUUGGAGAUGCUACCAGUCUGGGUGAUCUGGGUCUGGAGAUGCUACCAGUCUGGGUGAUCUGGGUCUGGAGAUGCUACCAGCCUGUCUGACAACAGGUUGUUAUGCUGUCUGACAACAGGUUGUUAUGUUGUCUUGUAGUAUUAUACAGCUGUCUGACAACAGGUUGUUAUGCUGUCUGACAACAGGUUGUUAUGCUGUCUGACAACAGGUUGUUAUGCUGUCUGACAACAGGUUGUUAUGCUGUCUGACAACAGGUUGUUAUGUUGUCUUGUAGUAUUAUACAGCUGUCUGACAACAGGUUGUUAUGCUGUCUGACAACAGGUUGUUAUGCUGUCUGACAACAGGUUGUUAUGCUGUCUGACAACAGGUUGUUAUGCUGUCUGACAACAGGUUGUUAUGCUGUCUGACAACAGGUUGUUAUGAUGUCUUGUAGUAUUAUACAGCUGUCUGACAACAGGUUGUUAUGCUGUCUGACAACAGGUUGUUAUGCUGUCUGACAACAGGUUGUUAUACUGUCUGACAACAGGUUGUUAUGCUGUCUGACAACAGGUUGUUAUGCUGUCUGACAACAGGUUGUUAUGCUGUCUGAAAACAGGUUGUUAUGCUGUUUGACAACAGGUUGUUAUGUUGUCUUGUAGUAUUAUACAGCUGUCUGACAACAGGUUGUUAUGCUGUCUGAAAACAGGUUGUUAUGCUGUCUGACAACAGGUUGUUAUGCUGUCUGACAACAGGUUGUUAUGCUGUCUUGUAGUAUUAUACAGCUGUCUGACAACCGGUUGUUAUGCUGCCUGACAACAGGUUGUUAUACUGUCUAACAACAGGUUGUUAUGCUGUCCGACAACAGGUUGUUAUGCUGUCUGACAACAGGUUGUUAUGCUGUCUGACAACAGGUUGUUAUACUGUCUAACAACAGGUUGUUAUGCUGUCUGACAACAGGUUGUUAUGCUGUCUUGUAGUAUUAUACAGCUGUCUGACAACAGGUUGUUAUGCUGUCUGACAACGGGUUGUUAUGCUGUCUGACAACAGGUUGUUAUGCUGUCUGACAACAGGUUGUUAUACUGUCUAACAACAGGUUGUUAUGCUGUCUGACAACAGGUUGUUAUGCUGUCUUGUAGUAUUAUACAGCUGUCUGACAACAGGUUGUUAUGCUGUCUGACAACAGGUUGUUAUGCUGUCUGACAACAGGUUGUUAUGUUGUCUUGUAGUAUUAUACAGCUGUCUGACAACAGGUUGUUAUGCUGUCUGACAACAGGUUGUUAUGCUGUCUUGUAGUAAUAUACAGCUGUCUGACAACAGGUUGUUAUGCUGUCUGACAACAGGUUGUUAUGCUGUCUGACAACAGGUUGUUAUGCUGUCUGACAACAGGUUGUUAUGCUGUCUGACAACAGGUUGUUAUGCUGUCUGACAACAGGUUGUUAUGCUGUCUGUCAACAGGUUGUUAUGCUGUCUGACAACAGGUUGUUAUGCUGUCUGACAACAGGUUGUUAUGCUGUCUGACAACAGGUUGUUAUGCUGUCUGACAACAGGUUGUUAUGCUGUCUUGUAGUAUUAUACAGCUGUCUGACAACAGGUUGUUAUGCUGUCUGAAAACAGGUUGUUAUGCUGUCUGACAACAGGUUGUUAUGCUGUCUGACAACAGGUUGUUAUGCUGUCUGACAACAGGUUGUUAUGCUGUCUUGUAGUAUUAUACAGCUGUCUGACAACAAUUUGUUAUGCUGCCUCUCACUCUCACUCUCACUCUCUCUCACUCUCUCUCACUCUUUCUACAGGUUCUGCGAUUUGGCAGCUCAUUGCGUCGUUCCUCAAACUACCCAUCUCUGGGACGCAUUGCAUCGUGGGUUCGACCAUUGGGUUCUCCAUGGUGGCCAUUGGCACCAAGGGCGUUCAGUGGAUGCAGCUGGUCAAGAUUGGUAUGUCUAUGACUACGUUACCCAGCCUGCUCUGCAUAGGGUUUACUAUCUAUGACUACAAUACCCAGCCUGCAGCUGGUCAAGAUGUAUAAUUGUUUAUUUAUUAGGAUGUCUUUCAGCCCACCACUAGCUAGUCUAAUAUGGAACCUAGCCCUCUCUGUGUGAGUUCCAAUCUCAAAUAGACCAUCUAGCCCUACCCCAAAGAUAUUGGGUAUAUGACUACAUUACCCAGCCUCAUGUUGAUAGGCUUGACUGUCUGACUACAUUACCUAGCCUCCUGUGGAUAGGAUUGACUGUCUGACUACAUUACCCAGCCUGCUCUGGGUACAGUUCAUUGUUCUAUGACUACAUUACCCAGCUUGCUCUGGGUACAGUUGACUGUUUGACUACAUUACCCAGCCUGCCUUGGGGUAUGGUUGACUGUCUAUGAAAACAUUACCCAGCCUGCUCUUGGGUAGGGUUUAAUGUUUAUGACUAUGUUACAUAGCCUGCUCUGGUGUAGGGUUGACUGUCUACGAAAACAUUACCCAGCCUGCUCUGGGGUAGGGUUGACUGUCUAUGAAAACAUUAUCCAGCCUGCUCUUGGGUAGGGUUGAAUGUUUAUGACUAUGUUACAUAGCCUGCUCUGGGGUAGGGUUGACUGUCUACGAAAACAUUACCCAGCCUGCUCUGGGGUAGGGUUGACUGUCUAUGAAAACAUUACCCAGCCUGAUCUGGGGUAGGGUUGACUGUCUAUGAAAACAUUACCCAGCCUGAUCUGGGGUAGGGUUGACUGUCUAUGAAAACAUUACCCAGCCUGAUCUGGGGUAGGGUUGACUGUCUAUGAAAACAUUACCCAGCCUGCUCUGGGGUAGGGUUGACUGUCUACGAAAACAUUACCCAGCCUGCUCUGGGGUAGGGUUGACUGUCUAUGACUACAUUGCCCAGCCUGCUCUGGGGUAGGGUUGACUGUCUAUGACUACAUUGCCCAGCCUGCUCUGGGGUAGGGUUGACUGUCUAUGACAGUCAACCCUAGGUCCCAAGAAACAAAGAGAUCUUCUGUUAAAUCUGACAAUUCAUCUUGAUGGUUGUAAAGUCGUCUCAAAUAAAACUGUGAAGGACCUCGGUGUUACUCUUGACCCUGAUCUCUCUUUUGACGAACAUAUCAAGACUGUUUCAAGGACAGCUUUUUUCCAUCUACGUAACAUUGCAAAAAUCAGAAAUUUUCUGUCCAAAAAUGAUGCAGAAAAAAUUAAUCCAUGCAUUUGUUACUUCUAGGUUAGACUACUGCAAUGCUCUAUUUUCCGGCUACCCGGAUAAAGCACUAAAUAAACUUCAGUUAGUGCUAAAUACGGCUGCUAGAAUCCUGACUAGAACCAAGAAAUUUGAUCAUAUUACUCCAGUGCUAGCUUCCCUACACUGGCUUCCUGUUAAGGCAAGGGCUGAUUUCAAGGUUUUACUGUUAACCUAUAAAGCGUUACAUGGGCUUGCUCCUACCUAUCUUUCCGAGUUGGUCCUGCCGUACAUACCAAUACGUACGCUACGGUCACAAGACGCAGGCCUCCUAAUUGUCCCUAGAAUUUCUAAGCAAACAGCGGGAGGCAGGGCUUUCUCCUAUAGAUCUCCAUUUUUAUGGAACAGUCUGCCUACCCAUGUGAGAGACGCAGACUCGGUCUCAACCUUUAAGUCUUUACUGAAGACUUAUCUCUUCAGUAGGUCAUAUGAUUGAGUGUAGUCUGGCCCAGGAGUGUGAAGGUGAACGGAAAGGCUGGAGCAACGAACAGCCCUUGCUGUCUCUGCCGGGCCGGUUCCCCUCUCCACUGGGGUUCUCUGCCUCUAACCCUGUUGCAGGGGCUGAGUCACUGGCUUGCUGGUGCUCUUUCAUGCCGUCCCUGGGAGGGGUGCGUCACUUGAGUGGGUUGAGUUACUGACGUGAUCUUCCUGUCUGGGUUGGCGCCCCCCCCUUGGUUUGUGCUGUGGUGGAGACCUCUGUGGGCUAUACUCGGCCUUGUCUCAGGAUUGUAAGUUGGUGGUUGGGGAUAUCCCUCUAGUGGUGCGGGGACUGUGCUUUGGCGGAGUGGGUGGGGUUAUAUCCUUCCUGUUUGGCCCUGUCCGGGGGUUUCUUCGGAUGGGGCCACAGUGUCUCCGGACCGCUCCUGUCUCAGCCUCCAGUAUUUAUGCUGCAGUAGUUUAUGUGUCGGGGGGCUGGGGUUAGUUGGUUAUACCUGGAGUACUUCUCCUGUCUUAUCCAGUGUCCUGUGUGAAUUUAAGUAUGCUCUCUCUAAUUCUCUCGUUCUCUCUUUCUCUCUGAGAACCUGAGCCCUAGGACCAUACGUCAGGACUACCGGGCAUGAUGACACCUUGCUGUCCCCAGUCCGCCUGGCCUUGCUGCUAUUCCAGUUUCAACUGUUCUGCCUGCGGCUACGAAACCCCUACCUGUCCCAGACCUGCUGUUUUCAACUCUUUAAUGAUCGGCUAUGAAAAGCCAACUGAGAGACCUGAGCCCUAGGACCAUACGUCGGGACUACCGGCCGUGGUGACUCCUUGCUGUCCCCAGUCCGCCUGGCCUUGCUGCUAUUCCAGUUUCAACUGUUCUGCCUGCGGUUAUGGAACCCCUACCUGUCCCAGACCUGCUGUUUUCAACUCUUAAUGAUCGGCUAUGAAAAGCCAACUGAGAUUUAUUCCUGAUUAUUAUUUGACCAUGCUUGUCACUUAUGAACAUUUUUGAACAUCUUGGCAUGGUUCUGUUAUAAUCUCCACCCGGCACAGCCAGAAGAGGACUGGCCACCCCUCAUAGCCUGGUUCCUCUCUAGGUUUCUUCCUAGGUUUUCGCCUUUCUAGGGAGUUUUUCCUAGCCACCGUGCUUCUACACCUGCAUUACUAGCUGUUUGGGGUUUUAGGCUGGGUUUCUGUACAGCACUUCGAGAUAUUAGCUGAUGUAAGAAGGGCUAUAUAAAAUAAAAUUGAUUGAUUGAUUGAUGACUACAUUACCCAGCCUGCUGUCUAUGGUCCAAUACCAAAUAGACCCCUAAAACCAAUAUCUUACCCUCUUAGGCUGAUCACCACCUGAGCGUACUGACUGAUCUAGAAAUCAUCACCUUAGGAUACAAGGUUAUUUGUACAUCAUCCAUUCUGCUCAGGCAGGCUGGGAUCAGUGACCAAUCAUAAUUGAUGCUCUCAAACAUGACCUAUGACUACAUUACCCAGCCUGCCCCAUCUUGUCCUGUUUUUCUCCAGUUGCAUCCUGGUUCAUCUCUCCCCUACUGUCGGGACUGAUGUCUGGGUUCCUCUUCUUCCUCAUCAGACACUUCAUCCUUAAUAAGGUGGGUUACCAGUAGUCACAUUAUACACUAGUAGUAGUUUGUAUGCUGUCAGAGGAGGCUGGUGGGAGGAGCUACAGUUUAGGAGGAAGGGCUCAUUGUAAUGUCUGGAAUGGAAUACAUGGAACACUGUCAAACAUAUGUUUGACUCCUUUCAUUAAUUCCAUUCCAGCCAUUACAAUGAGCCGUCCUCCUAUAGCUCCUCCCACCAGCCUGUGUGUGUGGUUCUGACGUGUGUGUGUGUUUUUGUGUGUGUAGUGCGGGUGUGGUUCUGACCUGUGUGUGUGUGUUUGUCUUUAGGAUGACCCGGUCCCCAACGGUCUCCGUGCCCUGCCAGUGUUCUACGCCUCAACGAUAGGCAUCAACGCCUUCUCCAUUCUUUAUACAGGAGCACCAUGUAAGAACUGGGACCUAACCCAACCCUAACCUAGCCCUUUACACAGGAGCACCAUGUAACAACUGGGACCUAACCUAACCUAACCCAACCCUAACCUAGCCCUUUACACAGGAGCACCAUAUAACAACUUGGACUUAAGAGGGGCACUUCACCACUUUUUAACCUCAUCUAUUCAUCCAGCACCAUACCAGUGUCUACAUAGUGAAAACGGUGAUUAUCUACAACUGUGUCUGUGUUUUGCAGUGCUGGGCUUACCACUCUGUUUAAAUGUGUGUCUCGUCUCGCUUUCUCUCUCUCUCUCUCUCGGCUCUCUCUCUCGGCUCUCUCUCUCUCUCUUCUCUCUCUCUCUCUCUCUCUCUUCUCUCUUCCUCUCUCUCUCUCUCUCUCGGCUCUCUUCUCUCCUCUCUCGCUCUCUUCUCUCUCCGGCUCUCUCCUCUCUUCUCUCUCUCUCUCGGCUAUCUCUCUCUCUCCUCUCUCUCUCGGCUCUCUCUCUUCUCUCGGUCUCCUCUCUCUCUCGGCUCUCUCCUCUAGGCUCUUCUCUCUCUCUGGCUCUCUCUCUCUCUGGCUCUCUCUCUCUUCGCUCUCUCUCUCUCUCGGCUCUCUAUCUCUCUCUCGGCUCUCUCUCUCUCUCGGCUCUCUCUCUCUCUCGGGCUCUCUUCUCUCUUCUCUCUCGGCAUCUCUCUCUCCUCUCUCGGCUCUCUCUCUCUUGGCUCUCUCUCUCUCGGCUCUCUCUCUCUCUCUCGGCUCUCUCGCUCUCUCUCUCUGGGCCUCUCUCUCUCUAUCGGCUCUCUCGCUCUCUCUCUAUCGGCUCUCUCGGUCGGCUCUCUCUCUCUCGGCUCUCUCUCUCUCUCGGCUCUCUCUCUCUCUCUCGGCUCUCUCUCUCUCUCGGACUCUCUCUUUCUCUCUCUCUCUCGGCUCUCUCUCUCUCUCUCGGCUCUCUCUCUCUCUCUCUCGGGCUCUCUCUCCUCUCUCUCUCUCUCUCUCUCUCUCAGUGCUAGGUCUGGAGAUGUUACCGGUGUGGGCUAUAGCUCUGAUCACGCUGGCGGGGGCUCUGGUCUGUGCUGUCGUGGUCUGGUUCGCCGUCUGCCCCUGGAUGAGACGGAAGAUAGCAAGUAUGUAUCACCAUCGCAGCCCCCUGUCCCUGUCCCUGUCCCAGGCGAGCUCAGCACACAAUGUGCCUCUCUGAAACUAAACAACCUCUGUGUUCUUUCAUCUCCACUUGCCAAAGUAAAAGAAAAUUAAACCCAGUAACCCACUAGAUUACUGAACAGAGUAAGUUAUCUAAGCUUCUUGUUGGUUAGGGAAAUUAGGUAUUUAUUUGGGUCUGUUUCGUGGUUAAGGUUAGGGUUUUGUUUGGUGAAGGUUAGGGUUAUGCAUUUUUUUUUGUGGUUAUGAUUCGUUUUUUCGGGGGGGGUGAUUAUCAAAUCAAAUUUUAUUGGUCGCAUACACAUUUAGCAGAUGUUAUUGCGGGUGUAGCGAAAUGCUUGUGUUCCUAGCUCCAACAGUGCAGUAAUAUCUAACAAUACACAGCAAUACACAUUUAAUCUAAAAAAGUAAAAUAAUGGAAUUAAGAAAUAUAGAAAUAUUAGGACGAGCAAUGUCGGAGUCCGGAGUAUAAAUAUAUACAUGGACAGUAUAUGGGUAGAAUAUGUAGUAUAUCUGUAGAAUACGUAGGAUAUAUAAUAGUAUAUGCAGGGGCGGUGUGUUCAUUAGGGCGAUAUGGGCGACGCACUGCCAAACGGGAAAAGGAAGGGAUUGUUUUUCUAAUCAAUUAUAUCACGGCAACAGUAGUUAUCAGUGUUCUAAUCUAGACGUCUGAUCUGCCACUAAAUGUCCAAUCAGGCUAAAGUCGUGCUUCAAAUGGCCCCGCCCCUUUUGGGGCGAUUUCAGUCAGGUUGAAAAUCGCCCCAGAAGUCUCUCAUAGACUCUCAUGUAAAAUCUUUUUUUUUUCAAAUAUCAGAGCUUUCAAUAUACAAUCUCUAUGGGUUCCGGGAGGGCUUGCACUUACGCGCUUUCGUCAUACGUAACAUAACCAUGAACGUAACUAAGAAAAGAGCGGGUAGCAGCGUCAAUCAAUUCACGUACUACUGUCAAGAUGGCUAGCGUUCAGUGCAACUCGGUUGUCUCUUUGAAAGAAGUUCCUUUUUGUCGGCGAACAAAUCAAGAUAAAUUGGCAACGAAACAAUUAGGAGCUCCCAGACCAAAUUUAAUAAUUCAACAGGUUUCUACUAAAGGGGGAAAGUCCUACACCCGAGGAUUUUCCAAAAAUUGGUACGAACGAAAAACCUGGCUAGCAGGCUGCGAUGUAGCUAAUGCAGUCUUCUGCUACCCCUGCUUACUCUUUCACCCUGAAGGCGGCACGGCAGACAGCACCGCUUGGACAGCGACUGGUGUAACGGACAUGCACCAUCUUUCAGAAAAGAUUAAGAAACAUGAGCUGUCAAAGACCCACAUGGAUAGCUGUUUGAGAUUGUCUGCUUUGGGGAGAGUGAACAUUGCCACUCAACUGGAUGAGGGAUACAGGCUAGCUGUCCGCCGCCACAACGAUGAGGUUAGCAAGAACCGCCACAUCCUCAGCCGGCUAAUCCAGUGUGUGAAGUUUUGCGGAGUGUUUGAGUUAGCUUUGCGAGGCAAAGAUGAAACUGAGGGCUCCACCAACCCUGGUAAGCCAACACUUUUGAGAUCAGUCAAUAAAUGCUUCUGGUAUUGACUAAUAUGCUGCCCCUGUCUUCAUGUUGUUGCUGGACAUAUCUUUUUUAAAAUGUGUGUAGGUCACCUAAAUCAUCAGAAAAAUUGCCCCCCCUGAGAAUUUUUUCAGGAACCGCCACUGAGUAUAUGUACAGCAAUAGUUGAAUAGAAUGCAGUAUAUACAGUUGAAGUCGGAAGUUUACAUACACUCAGGUUGGAGUCAUUAAAACUUGUUUUUCAACCACUCCACACAUUUCUUGUUAACAAACUAUAGUUUUGGCAAGUCGUUUAGGACAUCUACUUUGUGCAUGACACAAGUAAUUUUUCCAACAAUUGUUCACAGACAGAUUAUUUCACUUAUAAUUCACUGUAUCACAAUUCCAGUGGGUCAGAAGUUUACAUACACUAAGUUGACUGUGCCUUUAAACAGCUUGGAAAAUUCCAGAUAAUGAUGUCAUGGCUUUAGAAGCUUCUGAUAGGCUAAUUGACAUAAUUUGAGUCAAUUGGAGGUGUACCUGUGGAUGUAUUUCAAGGCCUAAUUUCAAACUCAGUGCCUCUUUGAUUGACAUCAUGGGAAAAUCAAAAAUCAGCCAAGACCUCAGAAAAAAAUGGUAGACCUCCACGAGUCUGGUUCAUCCUUAGGAGCAAUUUCCAAACGCCUGAAGGUACUACAUUCAUCUGUACAAACAAUAGUACGCAAGUAUAAACACCAUGGGACCACACAGCCGUCAUACCGCUCAGGAAGGAGACGCGUUCUGUCUCCUAGAGAUGAACGUACUUUGGUGCGAAAAGUGCAAAUCAAUCCCAGAACAACAGCAAAGGACCUUGUGAAGAUGCUGGAGGAAACAGGUACAAAAGUAUCUAUAUCCACAGUAAAAUAAGUUCUAUAUCGACAUAACCUGAAAGGCCGCUCAGCAAGGAAGAAGCCACUGCUCCAAAACCGCCAUAAAAAAGCCAGACUACGGUUUGCAACUGCACAUGGGGACAAAGAUCGUACUUUUUGGAGAAAUGUCCUCUGGUCUGAUGAAACAAAAGAGAACUGUUUGGCCAUAAUGACCAUCGUUAUGUUUGGAGGAAAAAGGGGAACGCUUGCAAGCCGAAGAACACCAUCCCAACCGUGAAGCACGGGGGUGGCAGCAUCAUGCUGUGGGGGUGCUUUGCUGCAGGAGGGACUGGUGCACUUCACAAAAUAGAUGGCAUCAUGAGGAAGGGAAAUGAUGUGGAUAUAUUGAAGCAACAUCUCAAGACAUCAGUCAGGAAGUUAAAGCUUGGUCGUAAAUGGGUCUUCCAAAUGGACAAUGACCCCAAGCAUACUUCCAAAGUUGUGGCAAAAUGGCUUAAGGACAACAAAGUCAAGGUAUUGGAGUGGCCAUCACAAAGCCCUGACCUCAAACCUAUAGAAAAUGUGUGGGCAGAACUGAAAAAGCUUGUGCGAGCAAGGAGGCCUACACACCUGAUUCAGUUACACCAGCUCUGUCAGGAGGAAUGGGCCAAAAUUCACCCAAUUUAUUGUGGGAAGCUUGUGGAAGGCUACCUGAAACUUUUGACCCAAGUUAAACAAUUUAAAGGCAAUGGUAUCAAAUACUAAUUGAGUGUAUGUAAACUUCUGACCCACUGGGAAUGUGAUGAAAGAAAUAAAAGCUGAAAUAAAUCAUUCUCUCAUUCUUAAAAUAAAGUGGUGAUCCUAACUGACCUAAAACAGGGAAUUUUUACUAGGAUCAAAUGUCAGGAAUUGUGGAAAACUGAGUUUAAAUGUAUUUGGCUAAGGUGUAUGUAAACUUCCGACUUCAACUGUACAUAUGAAAUGGGUAAAACGGUAUGUAAACCAGUGACCAGUGUUCCAUGUCUAUGUACAUAGGGCAGCAGUCUCUAAGGUGCUGGGUGGAGUACUGGGUGGUAGCCGGCUCGUGACAGUGACUAAGGUUCAGGGCAGGGUACUGGACGGAGGCCGGUUAAUGGUGACUAUUUAACAGUCAGAUGGCCUUGAGAUAGAAGCUGUUUUUUCAGUCUCUCGGUCCCAGCUUAGAUGCACCUGUACUGACCUCGCCUUCUGGAUGGUAGCAGGGUGAACAGGCCAUGGCUUGGGUGGCUGAGGUCCUUGAUGAUCUUUUUGGACUUCCUGUGACACUGGGUGCUGUAGAUGUCCUGAAGGGCAGGCAGUGUGCCCCCGGUGAUACGUUGGGAAGACCGCACCACCCUCCGGAGAGCCCUGCGGUUGCGGACGGUGCAGUUGCCAUACCAGGCGGUGAUACAGCCCGACAGGAUGCUCUCAAUGGUGCAUCUGUAAAAGUUUGUGAGGGUUUUCGGUGCCAAACCAAAUUUCUUCAGCCUCUUGAGGUUGAAGAGGCGCUGUUGCCCCUUCUUCACCGUACUGUCUGUGUGGUUGGACUAUUUCAGAUUGUCAGUGAUGUGUACGCCAAGGAACUUGAAGCUUUUCACCUUCUCUACUGCAGCCCCGUCUAUGUGGAUGGAGACGUGCUCCCUCUGCUGUCUCCUGAAGUCCACGAUCAGCUCCUUGGUUUUGUUGACGUUGAGGAAGAGGUCAGUUUCCUGGCACCACUCCGCCAGGGCCCUCACCUCCUCCCUGUAGGCUGUCUCGUCAUUGUUGGUAAUCAGGCCUACCACUGUUGUCGUCUUCAAAAUUGAUGAUUGAGUUUGAGACAUGCAUGGCCACUUAGUCAUGGGAGUACAGGAGGGAGCUGAGUACGCACCCUUGUGGGUUCCAUUUUUACAGGCGAAUAUAUUGAUCAAAGUCACCUUGUCCUAGAGAGAUCUACACGGUUAUCAAAACAUCAUGCCAGGGUAAGCCUACAGGAAACGCAGCCCUUAUUUUAAGUGUUUCUAAAAUCCCCAGUGGGAAAAAUGAAUGGUGGAAAAAUAAUUUCCUUUGACUGCUAGGUUUUAUGGGUAUUAUGACUCAUACUGUGGUACUCUAUAGGGUCUAGCGUGUUGGGUAAGGUGGAGGUGAUAUGAUCCAUAACUAGCCUCUCAAAGCACUUCAUGAUGACAGAAAAAGAGGGGGCUGGAGUGUCCAUAAACACUGAGCCGUUGAAUUGCGACUCCACUUUAUCUCUGUACUGACAUUUUGCCUGUUUGAUUGCCUUACGGAGGGUUUGUAUUCGACCAUAUUCCCAGUCACCUUGCCGCAAAUGUUGCCAUCUAUCCACGGUUUUUGAAAAGGUUUUAAUCGUCACGGUGGGAACAACAUCCCCUAUAGACUUCCUGGUGAACUCAGUCAGCGUGUCAGUGUAUAUGUCAAUGUUAUUCUGAGGCAACCCGGAACAUCCCAGUCCGCGUGAUCAAAACAAUCUUCAGGUAUGGAUUCCGAUUGGACAGACCAGCGUUGAACGGUCCUUACCACGGCUACUUCCUGUUUGAGUUCCUGCCUAUAGGAAAGGAGGAGCAGAAUGGAGGCGUGAUCUGAUUUUCCCAAGGGAGGGCGGGGAGUGCCUUGUAGCCUUCCCGGAAGGGAGAGUAGCAAUGGUCAAGAGUUUUUGAUGCGCAAGUAGUGUAGUAAUAUGUUGAUUUGCUUUAUUAAAGUCCCCAGCUACAAUAAAUGUGGCCUCAGGAUAUGCGGCUUCCAGUUUGCACAAAGUCCAGUGUAGUUCCUUGAGAGCCGUUGUGGUAUCGGCUUGAGGGGGAAUAUACACUGCUGUGACGGUGACCGAAGAGAAUUCUCUCGGGAGGUAAUGAUUGUGAGGUAUCCUAGGUCGGGUGAUCAAAAGGACUUGAGUUCCUGUACGUUACCACAAUCACACCAUGAGUAGUUCAUCAUGAAACACCUCCGCCUUUCUUUUUCCCAGAGAGUUCUUUAUUCCUGUCUGCGCGAUGUACUGAGAACCCAGCUGGCUGUAUGGAUGGGGAGAGAGACAUGAUUCUGUGAAACAGAGUAUGUUACAGUCCCAGAUGUCUCUCUGGAAGGAGAUCCUCGCCCUGAGCUUGUCUACUUUAUCGUCCAGGGACUGAAUAUUAGCAAUGAAAAUACUCUGAAGCUGUGGAUGGUGUGCACGCCUCCUGAGUCGGUAAAAGUAAGUAAGUUAAGGUUAAGGUUUUGUUUGAUGGUUAAGCUUAGGGUUUUGUUUCGUGGGGGGGUAGGGUUAGCACUUUAUAUAGUUGAUUCUUGGACUUUUUUUAAUGGGCCAGAUAUUGUGGUUUGGAUGUUUUGAGAGAAAAUAGUAUCAUAAGCAAGAGUCCAAGGUAGGGUUGAACGACUCCAGGAUUUUUGGAGUCGACACCGACUCCUGUGGUUGGAGUCGAAGGAGUCGACUCUUGCUCGGUUCUCAAAACACGCUGAAACAGCUGUGCACACGUACACACUACCUCAUUUAUUGAGUCCUACUAGGAAGACUCAUUUCGCGUUCUAGAGAGGACUGGCAUGGUCAUGAUUCUGCCCAUUUGCUUAUCAACUCAUGAAAGGCCUAUUUUGUUUGAAUACAGAGUAGAAGGUGAUGUGUAGAAUAUUUCAGUGAUAUUUCUGCUGAACCUUGACAGAUCCCAUGACUAUGCGCCGGUAAAGCUAUUCUUUGCCGUAUUAUUACAGACCUAUUCAGACGGGACUAGCAUUACUAGAGACGUUGGUUAUGUAAUUAUUUUCCAAGCAUGUGCGUUAUUCCAGAGGACGGUUAACACAGGAUUCGUUUUUUUUCCCAAAACUGCCCCCUGUAAUUUCAUCCAAUUGACUCUACGCCUGGGUAGUGGAGGUUUUUAUUCUAGGCGUGAAGAUAUAACGUCACGUUUAGACGAUUUCAGGCUACACAUAACUCGUGCUUGGCUGCCGAAUGUAUUAGCUGUCCCAAUAAUAUAUACCGCACAACAACACAUAUUCCCCCUCAGGAGACUGAAAAGAUUUGGCAUGGGUCCUCAGAUCCUCAAAGAGUUAUACAGCUGCACCAUCGAGAGCAUCCUGACCGGUUGCAUCACCGCCUGGUAUGGCAACUGCUCGGCCUACGACCGCAAAGCACUACAGAGGGUAGUGCGUACGGCCCAGUACAUCACUGGGGCCAAGCUUCCUGCCAUCCAGGACCUCUAUACCAGGCGGUGUCAGAGGAAGGCCCUCAAAAUUGUCAAAGACUCCAGCCACCCUAGUCAUAGACUGUUCUCUCUGCUACCGCACGGCAAGCGGUACCGGAGCGCCAAGUCUAGGUCCAAAAGACUUCUCAACAGCUUCUAUCCCCCAAGCCAUAAGACUCCUGAACAGCUAAUCAUGGCUACCCGGACUAUUUGCACUGCCCCCCCACCCCAUCCUUUUACGCUGCUGCGACUCUGUUAAUUAUUUAUGCAUAGUCACUUUAACUCUGCCCACAUGUACAUAUUACUUCAACUACCUCAACUAGCCGGUGCCCCCGCACAUUGACUCUGCACCGGUACCCCCCUGUAUAUAGCCUCCCUACUGUUAUUUUAUUUAACUUCUGCUCUGUCCCAAUAAUAUAUACAUUGAGGAAGUGUGAUCAUAAGCAUUAUUUUAGCAUUCCAUGGUAGACGCCCCUCCUAAUAACAAUACCCCCCGCCCCCCCCCCAUCCUGAUUUGAGCUGCUGGACAGUAUUUGCACUUGAAAUGCAUUCAUGGAUGAGAAAGUGAACUUGCCAUUUCCAAAAAGUUAAGCUCAGUGGGGAACCAUGCUUUGAUAUAUUGUCUAUAGGACAUCAAGAGCCCCAGGGUUUCAUUUAAGCUAUAGGCACAAUACGUUCUCUUGCACAUUUAGGCCUAAUUAAACUGACGCAUUUGGCGAUGUUCAACUUCAAUUCACUGGCACAAUAUAGAAUAGCUUAGCCAUAGGCCUACUCUUUUGAUGGUAAACUAUACUUUAAGAUACUUUUGGUGAAUUUACGAGGCAUUGCAAGACAAGACAUUGCGAGAUAUAGAUAUAGCCUAUGCGCACGGUUCCGAAUGUCUGCCUGCCUGCCCCUCCUCUCUCUCCCUCGCCUGCUCUUUCUCUUCACUGUGAAAGAUGCCUGUGUGUGUUCAGUCCUCGGUCUAUUGCAUGUUUGUAGCUCAGCCUACUCAUUGAUAACCCCUACCUUAGUGAACUUGCGAGGCAUUGAAAGCCAGGAAAUUGAGAGAUACAGCAUUGCGAGAUACAACUUUUGAUUACCGAUGCACGGCUCUGACUGUCUGCCUGGUGGCCGACCUGCCUGCCUGCCUGAUGGCCGACCUGCCUGCCUGCCUGAUGGCCGACCUGCCUGCCUGCCUGGUGGCCGACCUGCCUGCCUGCCUGGUGGCCGACCUGCCUGGUGGCCGACCUGCCUGCCUGCCUGGUGGCCGACCUGCCUGUCUACCUGGUGGCCGACCUGCCUGCCUGCCUGCCUGGUGGCCGACCUGCCUGUCUACCUGGUGGCCGACCUGCCUGCCUGCCUGGCUGUGCCCCUUCCCUCUCUUCUUUGCUUGGAAAGAUACAAGAGUUUGUGUUUCUCGGAAGUAGCCUAGGGCAACUACCCUACUCUGUCUCCUCCGUUGCAGAAAUACUGAAUCUUAGGAGUCAAGGAGUCGAUUCCUAGCGGAAUCGACACUUGACACCCAGAAAUGGGAGUCGACGGGCAAUGAGUCGAGGGAUCUAUUAUUUUGGAGUCGACUCCCCACCAAUAGUCCAAGGAUCCUAUUCAGAGAUACGCAUAUAAAGUUUGGUUUGUGCUCAGAUUAGGUAGAUAUGUAUCUGGUUGGUAUGUUCAGAAGGGUAAAGUAAGCCUCCAGUUUGAAAUAUGUAAUCCUUGUUUAGCUCCAUGAACUCUGAGCGUAAUACCGUAGUCCAGUGGGUGUCAUUGCACUAGAUAGUCCUGGGGUCUCUCUGUUUAACUGUAUUCUUCCACUGUGUAUCAUUGGACUAGGGAGUACUGGGGUCCCUCUGUUUCAGACUGUAUUUUUUUCACUUUGCGCCUACUGAACACGACCGGGGUCUGAGACAGCUCUCUAGACUAGAGGGUAUCAGUGAACACGACCGGGGUCUGAGACAGCUCUCUAGGCUAGAGGGUAUCACUGAACACGACCGGGGUCUGAGACAGCUCUCUAGACUAGAGGGUAUCACUGAACACGACCGGGGUCUGAGACAGCUCUCUAGGCUAGAGGGUAUCACUGAACACGACCGGGGUCUGAGACGGCUCUCUAGGCUAGAGGGUAUCAGUGAACACGACCGGGGUCUGAGACAGCUCUCUAGGCUAGAGGGUGUCACUGAACACGACCGGGGUCUGAGACAGCUCUCUAGGCUAGAGGGUAUCACUGAACACGACCGGGGUCUGAGACAGCUCUCUAGGCUAGAGGGUAUCACUGAACACGACCGGGGUCUGAGACAGCUCUCUAGGCUAGAGGGUAUCACUGAACACGACCGGGGUCUGAGACAGCUCUCUAGGCUAGAGGGUAUCACUGAACACGACCGGGGUCUGAGACAGCUCUCUAGGCUAGAGGGUAUCAGUGAAGCUGGCCUAAGAGCGAGCUCUCUAGAAUUCAGUUGACAGUGGUAGAGAGUUGGGCCAACUUGUAGAAUUCUGAAUAAUGUUCUAAUUCUAGACAUUCAGUAAGAUAGCAUUGUUUAAAUAUUCCCCUCGUAAUGUUAAUGGGGCGCUAACAUGACUGCCAUAGAAGGCUGUAGUUUCAUGUAAAUGUAUCAUAAUGCAGAAACCUCAAUGUCUCAACUCUCAAAACACACGGCUCUGGUUUGCAGGUGUAAUUCGGUCCUAAUGUGAGUGUUGCUGUUCGCCUGCUGACGUCAAGUUCAAACACACACACACCGCUGCCUUCAGAGUCAAACUGUUGCUGAUUGAGGGAGUGAGUGGUUGCUAAGCGCUUUCUAAAUGUUAGGAUUAGGUUUCUCUCUCCCAGGAUCAGCUGACAGCUACAUAACAUUCCACUAACAGGAACAUAGAGGAGAUGUCCCACUGCUCUGUCCACAAGCGGAACAAAACAACAUCAACACAACACACAGACAGAUGCUGUGUCAAACACAACACACUUCUGCCCACAAACCGUAUGUGUGUGUUUAUACUGUGUGUGAAAUAUAACCUUUCCGCUUGUCUCUAAAAAUGUACUUACUAUGACUGUGAUAUGUGGUUGUCCCACCUAGCUAUCUUCAGAUGAAUGCACUAACUGUGAUAUGUGGUUGUCCCACCUAGCUAUCUUCAGAUGAACGCACUAACUGUGAUAUGUGGUUGUCCCACCUAGCUAUCUUCAGAUGAAUGCACUAACUGUGAUAUGUGGUUGUCCCACCUAGCUAUCUUCAGAUGAAUGCACUAACUGUGAGUGGCUCUGGAUAAGAGCGUCUGCUAAAUGACUAACAUGUCAAAUGAUAUACUAGACGUAUAUUUCUGCGUGCUUGCGUGGGAACACGUGCGCACAUAUCAUAACAGUGUGUAAAUGUCAAUCAAGCCAUGAACUUUCUCAACCUUCAGUCUCUUGACCGUCCAUAUAAUCAUGAUGAUUAAUGUUUUUAAAUUGCUUGUUUUUGUUGUUGUUGCUUUAGAGCACUUUGAGAGUUGACAGAUUGAUGUAGCCUUGUCGCGGUUCUCAGACGAGUCGCUACUGUAUGUGUGUAUGUUUGUGUAACAGUAUUGUCACCGUCCCCCCCCGGUCAGGUAGAAUAAAGAAGGAGCGAGCUGCCCUGUCCAGGAUCUCAGACGAGUCCUUAGAUCAGAUUCCCGAGGAGGAAGAGGAGGAGCUUCCCGUGUUCAAGGAGCUACCGGGCGCCAAGGGGACGGACGACGCCGUGCUGCCGUUAACAGGUGGUAGCGGAGGAGAGUCACGGAGAGGAGAGGCCACCGGAGAGCUCAACAUCCUGGCAAAUGGAGGCACUGUUCUGCCCAACGGACGCGUCUAUGGUCAGUCCCAUAUGGAGACGUGAUAAAUCGUCGUGUACGGGUAACUGCCAGAAUAAAAGAAACGCCAACAUAAAGCGUCUUAAUUGGGCGUUGGUCCACCACGAGCUGCCAGAGCAGCUUCAAUGUGCCUUGGUAUAGAUUCUCCAAGUGUCUGGAACUCUAUUGGAGGGAUGCGACACCAUUCUUUUCAUGAGCCAUUCCAUAAUUUGGUGUUUUUGUUGAUGGUGGUGAAAAACAUUGUCUCAGGCGCAGCUCCAGAAAUCUCCCAUCAGUGUUCAAUUGGGUUGAGAUCUGGUGACUGACACACACACACACACACACACACACACACACACACACACACACACACACACAACUGGGCAUUUUAUUAAAAAAAUAUAUUGCUUAAUUAACUCAGGAACCACACCUGUGUGAAAGCGCCUGCUUUCAAAAUAUUUUGUAUCCCUCAUUUACUAAAGGCUUUCCUUUAUUUUGGCAGUUACCUGUACAUAUAUUACUUCUAUGUUUUAUAUGUCCAUAUAUGGUUAUAUAUGUAUCCACACAUAAUUACAUAUAAGUACAUACAGUUGGGUUUGAAAUUAUUGACACCCUUGAUAAAGAUGAGUGAAAAAUAACUGUAUAAAAUAAAUAAUUCAAAUACUGAGAUACACUACAUGGCCAAAAGUAUGUGGACACCUGCUUGUCGAACAUCUCAUUCCAAAAUCAUGGGCAUUAAUAUGGAGUUGCCCCCCCCCCCCCCUUUUGCUGCUAUAACAGCCUCCACUCUUCUGGGAAGGCUUUCCACUAGAUGUUGGAACAUUGCUGCGGGAACUUGAUCCAUUCAGCCACAAGAGCAUAAGUGAGGUCUGGCACUGAUGUUGGGCGAUGAGGCCUGGCUCACAGUUGUUUGUUCCAAUUCAUCCCAAAGGUGUUAGAUGGGGUUGAGGUCAGGGCUCUGUGCAGGCAAGUAUGCGUUUGUACUUGCCUUUAACCGAAGCGUCAAAUCGGUACAGGUCUAAAAGUUCACAAGCAACGUUAUUCAAUUCAAAAUGUUGGCUAGAUAUUUCAACUCUGUAUGGCAAGCGUGAAUUUCUGACUGAAGACGUUUGAGGCUGCUUUGAGCCAAACGCUCGUUCUAGUUAUGUUAACAGUCUAAUCACAUCACAUUGUUUUUGGCGAGACGGCGUGGUAUCGACAAUCCUCACGACCAAGUGAACAAUCUUGUAGUGUGUCGUUGGUGAGAGGCUCAGCGAUGUUUAGGAUUUUGAAAGUCGUGUAGUGUACACCCUAUGGGAAAGGACAUUAGCUAGCUACCCUACUACCUUCACAACCAAGAGGACACAGAGGAACAGUUUAGGUAAGUGUCCCUUUCUUUUUGUCUUGUAAUUUCACAUUUAGAAGGUGCAUUGAAACAAUUACGUAGCAUGAUUAUAUCAUUUCUAGCACAGCCAAAUAGCUAGCUAGCAAGCUAUAUAAAUAAAUGAUCACUAUGGUAGUUAGCUAUGGCUAUUCUCAAGAACUGAGAAGCAUGUCUGUCUGACCGAGCAUUCUACUCAUUGCAUUGUCAAUGAGCGCUGAUUUCAUCAAAAUUUCAUUACAGUGGCUUGGAAAUACAAAAGACAUUGCAAAAGGAGGAGAAUAAUUAGUAGGAAAAGCCAUUUGUCAUCAUUUUGAUGUAGCCAGCUUGACUUUAGAUGCAGUAUAACGUUAGCUAGCUAGCUAGCUAAGAUGGAGGGGAGACCAUCGGAUUUUAGCUAGGUAACAUUAGCAUCGCUAGCUAUUUUUUUAUUAACUUUGCUAGCCAAUGACAACAUUGCCAUCCAUUUGACGACAUGAUAAUGAUGGCAAAGUUGUUUCCUACUAAACAUUUGCCUACUUUAGCGAUGUCGUUAUAUUUCCAGGCAACUAUAGUGUUAUUUAUACGAAACAGUCGUUGUCCUCCAUCUAUCACAACUUUUGGGCACUAUGCGACUUGAGAACGUUUAUAACAAUUGGGAGGUGCAACCUAUAAAUAACAAUAUUUGCUGAGCAUUUCUCUAUUUUGCCCAGCUCUGACUGUGGGUGUCUGUCUGUCUGACUGCCAGCGUGUCUGUCUGUCUUGAUGUUCCAGAUGUGGCUGGAGGAGUUGUGGUGGCCCACUGGAGGUCAACUUUAAUACUGGAGCACAUUUAGGAGGAGCUCAUCGUCAUGAAGUUAAUCUAUAACAGCUAAUACAAGUAUCCUAUAUUAGGGUACUACCACAGUGCUAGCUAGCUAGUACAUGUACAUAUGGAUUUACAGUACUAAUCGUAUUUCAUUAAUGUACAGGGUCCACUUUGACCCAAGAGAACAAUCUAGACUAAGAAUUUUAAUACUCAUAAUGAACACUAGUAUUAUAUGGACAGAGUGGAGCUCUCUCAUCCUGUCUAUAACUUCAGAUUGAUUAGUAGAUGUGGGUGAGUGGACAUACUGUACAGAUCUGGGCGUAGCCAGGCAACAGCAUCUCUUUUUAGCAAGGAUUUAUAUUGACAUCCAAUCACCAUGAGAGAUGCUUUAUUCUACAUUCAACACUUAUUAUAUUGCAGGAGAGGUGAGCACCUAUCAGAUCCCCCUGCAGUCUGCUGACCCUCGCUGAGGCCCGGGAGGAAGUCUGCCAGCAGAAGAAGGAGCCAAGUUCAUCGCCAUGCAACGCUCUACUGACCUAGGUAGAUUAUGCUUUGAGUAGCGACUGCCUGACUGACUGCCUGACUGACUGACUGACUGACUGCCUGACUGACUGCCUGACUGACUGCCUGACUGACUGCCUGACUGACUGCCUGACUGCCUGACUGACUGCCUGACUGCCUGCCUGACUGCCUGACUGACUGCCUGCCUGCCUGACUGACUGCCUGCCUGACUGGCAGUUAUGCAGGCAGAGACACACACACUCACAUUUGACUUGACCUUAUAUUGACAGCGCUCUACUCACAGAUACCCCCCCCCUUUCCCUUUCCUUCCCAUAAAUCUCUCCCUGUCUACACCCUAGGUGCCACGUGGUCUCCCGUCUCCUCCACAGUGGCCUCAGCUGGACCGUACCACAUUAACCUCUUGGUCUAGCCAGACGAAUGAAGAGCUUCACUCCGGCCCUGCUUCCCGGUGGGUCACAGUCACACUCCCCUUUGCUUCCACCCACCUCAAUUAGGGGCACAUUCUUCUUGAGGCGUUGAUAUUACUUUUUGAAAUUAAAUGUUAUCAUGGUCGGUUGACUUACAAUAGUGAAUGAUUUAUAUUCCCUCAUGGGUCAGCACCAGUGACUGUAAGGGGGGGGGCCUGUUGACGGAUUAGAAGUUUACAGAAGUUAUUUUUGGAAUAAAUUAUUUUAGUUUAGGAUUCAUCUAAUCCUGACCUGACAGCGUGCCUUUCAACUAAUCUAUUUUGUUUUCCCAACCCUCAGCAGGCUAUGGGAAGGGAGUGGAUCACCUGACCAAGGCUAUGGGAAGGGAGUGGAUCACCUGACCAAGGCUAUGGGAAGGGAGUGGGUCACCUGACCAAGGCUAUGGGAAGGGAGUGGGUCACCUGACCAAGGCUAUGGGAAGGGAGUGGGUCACCUGACCAGGGCUAUGGGAAGGGAGUGGGUCACCUGACCAGGGCUAUGGGAAGGGAGUGGGUCACCUGACCAAGGCUAUGGGAAGGGAGUGGGUCACCUGACCAAGGCUAUGGGAAGGGAGUGGGUCACCUGACCAAGGCUAUGGGAAGGGAGUGGAUCACCUGACCAAGGCUAUGGGAAGGGAGUGGGUCACCUGACCAAGGCUAUGGGAAGGGAGUGGGUCACCUGACCAAGGCUAUGGGAAGGGAGUGGGUCACCUGACCAGGGCUAUGGGAAGGGAGUGGGUCACCUGACCAGCAGCUCCUCUGGGUGCUCUAGCAGAUUGUUAGAUUAAUUUGUAUUUUAAGAAUAAUGACUAAAGGAUUUCACCCCAAAUACAGUAUAAAUGUGUGAACGGUGUUAAGAGUUAUAAUGUAGUGUCAACCCACUAACAGAGGGGGCGGGACUAAACAUUCCAGGGUGAAGGGGACUGAGAAAACGGGUUUUAAAAAAAGCCUCCUAAAGGUGGGCGGAGCAAAGUGCCUUUGUGUGUCAAGGGGUAUAAUGUAUGUAUGUUUUUUGGCGCCAGAGCUCUCCAUGAAUAAAAAUACAGAUCAUUCUUGCUGGUUGUGGACCUUGAAUCAUUUAUGAUUAAAACCAGAGCCUUACAACCCCUGGUAAUGAUUCAAGCUUAGGUUGAAUUAGAGAGAGAAAUUCUCGUGACACAGAUCUUCCCCUGUCUGUUAGAUCCUGCUGAAACCGUCCCCUGUCAGCCAGGUGAGGAUGCUCUCUCAUGGAAAGGAAAGGGAUGUUGUGGCACCAAAAUGGCUGAAAGUUGCCUCAUGGAAAGGAAAGGGGAUGUUGUGGCACCAAAAUGGCUGAAAGUUGCCUCAUGGAAAGGAAAGGGAUGUUGUGGCACCAAAAUGGCUGAAAGUUGCCUCAUGGAAAGGAAAGGGCUGUUAUGGCACCAAAAUGGUUGAAAGUUGCCUGAAAGUUUAAUUUACCCCAGAAAAUAUUAGCGCAUUAAAAUGACAACUAUGGACAAGACUAUUUUAAGGCAAGCCAUGUUUUCCUGUCAUCCAGAUUCUGCAAGACAUUCAAGUGCUAAGUUAGGAUCCUCCUCAUCCCCACUAUGCUAUUAUACAGUUUAGCCCAGUUCUGGCACUCUCCCUACAUGUCAUUUGCCCCUACUUUAUCAUGAUGUGUAUCCUAAUUGAUGUGCUUUUUAUAUGAUGUGUAUCCUAAUUGAUGUGCUUGUAUCUCCCUGCUAGAAACCACAAACCUUCCUUCCUACCACAACCGUCCUACAGGACUCAACUCCAACUACUGCGCCUCCACUCCAACCAACAGUGUUUAAUUGUCUGAACAGUUUAACCACCGUCCUCCUAUGAUUGGAGCAUCCUACUUAACUACUGUUUCUCUCUCCUUUGCAGUUCACACCCCUCCGCCUCUUUGUAACCUUUGUCCACCUGUAUUUGGGGUUGAGCACCUCUGUUAGGGCAGUGCAGGGAGCAAGAGGCUGUCCGUGCCGUUGGUCCAAACUGCAGAUGCCUGAGCUGUGGAGCUCUGGUUGGAGCUAG
Messenger RNA from Coregonus sp. 'balchen', 22722 nucleotides. The record is from the annotation of a GenBank genome assembly. NCBI's taxonomy places the organism in Eukaryota, Metazoa, Chordata, Actinopteri, Salmoniformes, Salmonidae.